CCGUUCCAUUUCUUAUCCCCUCUCCUCCCCCUUCCCUCCCCUCUCCCUCCCACGAUGGCGUCCCUCCUCACGCUCCCCGCCCUCGCCCUCUCCAACCCCGCCACCGCCUCCGACGCCGUCAGGCUACGCUCCGCGGCCUUCCGCUGCUGGGCGCUCCGGCGGCGCGGGUGGGCGGCGGUGGCCGCCGUGGCCUCGCCCAACUCCGUGCUCAGCGAGCACGCCUUCAAGCGGCUUCAGCUCGGGAGCGACGACGAGGACGAGGAGGGGACCUACGGGAGCGACGCCAACGAGGGGUUCGAGGCCGGGGAGGGGUUCCAGGGGGACGAGGAGGAGCUCGCCAUUGCCAGGCUCGGCCUGCCUGACGAGCUCGUCGCCACGCUCGAGAAGCGCGGGAUUACGCACCUGUUCCCCAUCCAGAGGGCUGUGUUGAUUCCCGCUCUUGAGGGCCGUGACCUGAUUGCUAGAGCAAAGACUGGAACCGGAAAGACACUAGCCUUUGGUAUUCCCAUGAUCAAGCAAUUAAUUGAGCAAGACAAUGGUCAAAUUACAAGGCGAGGUCGCACUCCUCGGGUUCUGGUUCUAGCACCUACCAGAGAAUUAGCCAAACAAGUCGAGAAGGAAAUAAAGGAAUCAGCACCCAAGCUCGGCACAGUGUGUGUUUAUGGUGGUGUCUCGUAUAAUGUCCAGCAGAAUGCACUCUCCCGUGGUGUCGAUGUUGUUGUUGGAACACCUGGCCGCAUAAUUGAUUUGAUAAAUGGCGGAAGCCUCCAGUUGGGAGAAGUUCAGUAUUUAGUCCUGGAUGAGGCUGACCAAAUGCUUGCAGUGGGGUUUGAAGAAGAUGUUGAAACAAUAUUACAACAGCUUCCUGCGAACAGGCAAAGCAUGCUGUUCUCUGCAACGAUGCCUAGUUGGGUGAAGAAACUGUCCAGGCGGUACUUGAACAACCCUUUGACAAUUGACUUGGUUGGUGAUCAAGAUGAAAAGCUUGCUGAAGGAAUCAAACUCUAUGCUAUCCCACUCACAGCUACAUCAAAGCGCACCAUUCUUAGUGAUCUAAUUACGGUUUAUGCAAAGGGUGGGAAAACCAUUGUUUUCACUCGUACGAAGAAAGAUGCAGAUGAGGUAUCAUUGGCACUGACAAACAGUAUUGCUUCUGAGGCACUUCAUGGUGAUAUUUCACAGCAUCAGCGUGAGCGGACACUAAAUGGAUUUCGUCAAGGGAAAUUUACUGUUCUAGUAGCUACAGAUGUUGCUGCUCGUGGUCUUGAUAUACCAAACGUUGAUUUGGUUAUCCAUUACGAAUUGCCAAAUGAUCCAGAAACUUUUGUCCAUCGUUCUGGACGCACUGGACGUGCUGGGAAAGCAGGAACUGCAAUCUUGAUGUUUACCAGCAGCCAGAAAAGGACAGUUAAGUCUCUUGAGCGUGAUGUUGGUUGCAAGUUUGAGUUUAUAAGCCCUCCGUCCAUGGGAGAAGUGCUGGAGUCAUCUGCUGAGCAUGUCAUUGCUACAUUGCGAGGGGUGCACCCAGAGUCAACUCAGUACUUUCUUGGAGCAGCUGAGAAAUUAACAGAAGAAUUAGGACCUCAUGCUCUUGCUUCUGCACUGGCACAUCUGAGUGGGUUUUCUCAGCCACCUUCUUCACGUUCUCUGAUCAGUCAUGAGCAGGGAUGGGUCACAUUGCAACUAACUAGAGAACAAGGAUAUGGCAGAGGCUUCUUUUCUCCUAGAUCAGUUACUGGUUUUCUGUCUGAUGUUUAUUCAGCUGCUGCAGAUGAAGUUGGCAAAAUAUACCUAAUAGCAGAUGAGAACGUCCAAGGAGCAGUCUUCGAUUUGCCUGAGGAAAUUUCCAAGGACCUGCUUGCUAUGGAGCUCCCCCCAGGAAACACCUUAAUGAAAAUAUCAAAGCUGCCUGCGUUGCAAGAUGAUGGUCCUGCCACUGAUAGCUAUGGUCGUUUUUCCAACGACCGAGGUUCCAGGAACAGGCGUUCCAGGGGUGGAGGUGCUGCAAGAGGCCGGGGUGGUUGGGACACUGAUGGUGAGGAUCGUUCCAGGGGUGGAGGCGCUGCAAGAGGCCGGGGUGGUUGGGACACUGACAGUGAGGAUCGAUUCCGCCGUGGUGGCAGGAGCUUUAGGUCUGACAACGAUAGUUGGUCAGAUGAUGACUGGUCAAGCGGUGGGAGAAAAUCAAACCGUUCCUCGUCCUUUGGUAGCCGCUCAUCAUCUUAUGGCAGCCGUGGCUCACCAUCCUUCGGUGGUCGCUCAUCAUCCUUCGGUGGUAGGGAGAGUAACAGAAGCUUCAGUGGCGCUUGUUUCAACUGCGGUGAAUCCGGUCACCGUGCAUCAGACUGCCCAAACAAGUAGAUGGUAGAGAUGGCGCAUUCUUCCCUGCCGCACAGGGUCACCCCUUUUGAUGAUCCUGAUCGGCUUCCAACAAGACGGCUGGAGCAUCAGGACGCACGCAGAGCAAAAAAAUCCAAGCCCCACUCCACCUGCUGAUCAGUAUAGCCAGCGGACGUUAUUACUGGCUGGCAACCCCCACCGUGCGGUAGCUACAUUUUUUGUGUGGCCGUCUCGUCGGAACAGAAGAUUUUGGCAUGCUGACUACAGUUAUUACGUCCAGAGGAGUUCCUUGAGCUUAUUCAUGUCACACGGGCUCUACUCUACUCUAUAGGAAUAUGCUGUAUUAUUUCUUCUCCUUUUGUGUUCUUGAUUGAGGAUCUCAAUAGAACUGUAACCACACGAACUGUGUACAGUUGCUGCUGCUACACCGUUGCGACAGAGACGCAAUCACAGUCUGCAUUAUCUUGCUUCA
This is a messenger RNA of Sorghum bicolor (sorghum), 2812 nucleotides long. RefSeq names its product DEAD-box ATP-dependent RNA helicase 3, chloroplastic. NCBI's taxonomy places the organism in Eukaryota, Viridiplantae, Streptophyta, Magnoliopsida, Poales, Poaceae. The coding region runs from base 55 to 2361 and encodes 768 amino acids. The transcript is spliced from 10 exons. The record is from RefSeq and is a predicted model, not a curated record. Gene Ontology annotation, molecular function: ATP binding; RNA binding; zinc ion binding.